This is a messenger RNA of Harpia harpyja (harpy eagle), 3759 nucleotides long. RefSeq lists its product as uncharacterized. NCBI's taxonomy places the organism in Eukaryota, Metazoa, Chordata, Aves, Accipitriformes, Accipitridae. The record is from RefSeq and is a predicted model, not a curated record. Bases 1204 to 1860 code for a protein of 218 amino acids. The transcript has 2 exons.
CAUGUUUAGAAAUAUCUAAAGCAGCUCUCUAGACAACAGUUCAAAGUGGUGCUGGCCCUGGAUCUGACUAAUGAGGUCAGGAAUAAGAGUAUUUAUGGGGAUUAUUUGCCUCCAGGAGGGAAAGCUCAAAAUGCCAUCAAAUGCAAAAACGCAGCCAUGCAAAAAACAAAUUUUCGUCAUUUAGUGCAGUGGUAAAUUCUUAUUAAGUCGAUCAGACAGAUUCCACUUCAGUAAUCAGCCACUGGAAGAGAGUUCAGGAUGAGUCAAUGCUAUUUCAGCCUGCAGGCGAAGUUUAUGGACCUAGCAGACAGGGGCAAUGAUGUAUGAUUAAAAUCAGGGCCACUUUCAGUUCUCCUCGUGGUGCUGUCACGCACAAAAGGCAUGAGAACAAGCAGCCAUUCUGGAGCAGCCGUCCUGAGAGCACCAGAGCUCUAAGGACACCGGUAGCACUCAUCAACCCCACCUUCCUGUUACCAGUACGUACCAGCACGUGUCCAGGAGACGCGGAUUUUCCACAUGAAAAGAUGUCUUUGAUACUAACACUAACCAUCCCCGAGCUCUCCAGGAGCUCCGCUCUCACCGGAGACGCAGCCCUGGUGCCCAGGACCCGAUCGCAACUGCCAUGGUUAGGUGCAACGGCAGCAACAUACCCCCUCACCCCAAGAAUUACGGCGGUGGGCGCCACGCAGGGCCCGUGGCGAGUAACGAGACCCGUCUGCUUUAACAAGGCAGGAAGAACAAUUAAUUUUCAGGAUUUGAUCCGUUAAACCCAUGCCCGCUAAAACACGCACAGUGUUGGGCUCUUCGGGAUUUUGCCCUCCCAGGCUGCAGCGAUCGUGCCUCUACGUCUGGAGCAGUGCCGGCCUCCUUUUUUCUUUCUUUUCUUUUAAAACAAGCAGGAAUUGAAACCAACGCUCGUCGCGGCUGUGGAUAUCCGUCGGAGAGGAGGACUUCGCAGGGAGGAAAACCAGCGCCGUAACUUCGCGCACCCCCGUCCCCCGACGCCGCUCCUCUCCAGCGCCCUCCGCUUUCCGGCCAUGUGCCCCCCCCCCCCCUCCGGAGCCCCGACGGCGAACCGGCACUGCGGGCUCCUCCCGCCGGGCGCCCGCCGCCGGCCCGCCCGGCCCCCCUGCAGCUUGGGCAGGCCCCCGGGGGCUGCAUCUCCGUGCGGAGAAAAGGGAGCGACACUGAGCCGCUGGGCGAAUGGCUCCCGGCACGGUACCUGUGCCUCGGACCCUGCUGUCAGCUUGGGAGUCCCGUAAGAGCUGCCGAAAACGGAGCCCCCCGCCGGCAGCCCCUUCUGCGUCAGUCGGGCACACGAACGCCUCUCCAGGAGGGCUGUUCGCAGGCAGGCUCUCGGUGGUGAUGCUCAGUGGAAAGAAUUACGUGAGAAGAGACGCCUGCAAGAACAGCCGCGCUCCCCGCCGCACAACUGGCGCUCUUCUCGGCGUGCGGGCACGCGUCCCUCGGCGGCUCCGCUGGGAGAGGAGGGGGCAGCGCUUCAGUGACCGAGAAAGGCUGCAGCUGCCGCCAGUUCGGCCCGCAUCGGGCUCAGAGAGGCCGGCGCUUCGCCGAAGGGUCUGGCCUAACCAGAGCCGCGCCAGGGAGGCGGUGGCGGCAGCGGCAGCGGCAGCGCGCCGGGGGCGCGGAGCUCACCCCCGUCCAAACGACUUCGCGGCGGUUCUUGCCCGCGGAGGCUCCCCGGCCCCCUCACCGCGUCCCAAAGCCGGCGGCAGCGGGGGGCUCGGAGCGGCCUCGCACGGGGCCUGUCAGCGUGCGCCGCGUGGGGCCCGCGGGGCCGCGCGUGGGGCGGCUCGAGGGCGGAGACGAAAGGGGGGAAAAAAAAAAAAAAAAGCCUGAAGGGAGGAACUUGCUGCCGCCCGGCAUCAGCUCGUUCGGCUGCAGACAACGUGUCGUUCGCCCAGGUCUCUCGGCCACGGCAGUAUCCCACGGGCCUGGAGGGUCCGGGACAUGGGGGAGCCCCGCGCUUUGGGGCCGCCGGACCCUCUUGUUCCCCGAGCUCCUCCCCCGGGGGGGGGGGGGAUGCUCCCCGGCGCCCACCCGCGCCCCGGGCUGAAGGGCAGCGCGGCAGCUUGCCCUCGAGGGCUCCCUCGCCGCCCGGGGGAAGCGGGUGACUGCAGCGAGCCUGUCGCCCGUAUCCUGUGGGAGAAACGAGGUCGGUGUAGGAGAGAUCCAGCAAGUAGCAGCGUAUGAAAUAGCGUCCGCGCUGCUUCUGUAGCAGCGGAGAGCGCAGCCUUUCCCAGCAGCAGCCGCUACCUGCCGUAGGUGCUCCACUGAGAUGUGUUUUCAUCGAUGCGCUUUAAGAGACCGGGUUUUUAAAAACCGAGCGAGACCAGACUGGCGAGGGAGCGCCUCGGUCCCCGACGUGCCCACAAAUCCGGCGCGAUUUCACAUCAGGCCCCGCACAAGGCAGGCGUGUGAACACCCUCGGCCUCGCCGCCCUGCGGGGAGCUCAGCUUCCGAGGCAGGGACAGACCCGCCGGGUCCCGGCCCGUGCCGUGGCCGCCGAUCGAUGCACGUCGGUGGCGGCUGCAGGAGAUCCGCGGCCGGGGAGGGGUUCAGCACCGCCUGCGUGACUUGGCAGCAUAAAUCCCACUGACUCCGGAGACGAGCCGAGUUGCUAACUUAGGUGGCUGCUUUUGAAAUCCCACUCUCCUGCGUUGCUCGCCGGGCUGGGAAUCAUCAGCUGGCCGGGGCCAACCAGCUGAAGACGCACCUGGGCAGUUUUACUCCGUCGAGUAUUUCCACCGAUGCCAAGUAAACGUUAGCAGGAUCGGUCCCAGCAGCAAUAAUAAUUGCCGAGGUGGGAGUGAAAGGUGUAGCACGCAACUCCAGACACAGGGGAAAAUCUGCCUAUGCUUUGCCCGCCGUGACAGUUCAUUAAACCGCUUUAAAAUAUGUUCUCUUUUUGUAAGUGGAUGUGUGCAGAGACGAAGAGCGUGGGGGUGUGGCAGCGGCAGGGCGCUUUUAAGGCGGUGGCUUUCAACCAGAAAGAAAAGGAGUUAAUCCUUAAAUCGGUCAGUUGUUUGAGAAGAAAUGACAUACGUCUUGGAUAUGUAAUUACUGAAAAUGUCAAACACACAAUAUACAACACAGGUGGAAGAACCGACUAAUUGUUCAAGACCUGCCUUUUCUCUGAGCUCAACCCUUAUUUAAAGUUUGCAUUCAAAAAUAAUCGAUUUCUGUGUGAUACACACAGAGAGAACAAUUCCGAGACGCCUGGUUUACUAUAGCUUUGUGACUGCACGAUAUUUAAGGUCCGGAAUGAAGUCUUGUGAAAGGUAAGGACGAGGGGAUAUCAUCUGUAAUAGUCAAACGUCGACUUGUUUAGCAUGUUUAAUUAGGAUUCUUGGCAACCUUAAUACUUCACUCUACACCAAAGGCAACCUUCCCUCUCUUUGUGAAGGUGUUAGAUUCAAGUGGGAGGGCUCAUACAAGCAAAAACAAUGGUCGCGAUCGAAUCCGAUUAUGCCAAAUCACCGUCACUAUUCGGGGUAUAUUUUUCGUGCAAACCAGAAGAGAGUCAAAAAAGGAAAGCGGAGCACCAAACCCGACCCCAAAAAUACAGCAGCCCUGCUUGUUUUGAACUCCCUUCACAAAGCCUCUACUACACUCUCUUUUGCCUUUCUCAAAUCCAAAAUGGUGGGAUAUUUCAUUCUCAGUGUAUUUGAUCUCAUUGAGAGAAGCUGCGAUGUCCCUCUGUAACCCCGGUAGUCUAGCAACACGAAACAAGCCUAA